CAACUGUAUCAAACCUACCCGCAUAACAAAAUACAGUUUGUCUUACUUUAAGAACAAUAAACAUCUUGUAACGGGUACGGUUAAUGUAUCAGAAAAAGUUGCUUUUAUGUAUAACCAUAUGGACUUCAAAGCUGUUCACCAUUUCAAACAGUAUGAUUAACCCACACCUGUCAGUAACAAUAUAUGAUACUGCUCUGAUAUUGUUAAAUUAUAUGGGAAUGGAUUCAAACAAGAUAUGGUGAAAACUUUACGCCACCAUUCGGCAAAUUGUUUUUGUUUUAAUUUGUGCAACACCCUCACACAUUUGCAUUUGACAAUAUUGAACUACAUUUUAACAGUUCGACAAAUAGUUACAUUUUGUUGGUAUUUGUAUGCGACAAUCUAGCAUUGAGUGUAGAAAAAAAAUCGCCGUCGGAUUGCCGUCGAAGAAAAACAGUCGAGUUAAACUGAAAUUAUAUUUACAAAACAGCAAUUCACAUAAAAAAUGACAACUGCGAUCGACCCAGAACUGCGCACCAAAAUCGAUGCCGCUUGCCGGAUGGAGGAGGGAUUCACCAAACUGUACAACGAAAAAGUAGCCAAGAAGCGGCAUCAGAUGACCCGGCUCUACAUGGACAACGGUUUGCUGGUGUGGAACGGAAAUGGUGCUAACGGGAAGGACAACAUCCAGAAGUACUUCCAGGAACUGCUCCGCUUCGAAUACAUUAUGAACACCCUGACUAUAAUUGAACCAUCGCAGGGCUGGUAGCGGAUCUAAUUUUCUAUUUUAAUUCUUUAAUUCGAGUCUUUAAAAAGUGCAAAAUUAAAUGCAAAUUCCUGUGCUUUAAUAAUGUACAACUGAAGUCAGUUAUUUAAGGAACUAUGAUGAUUUGAGUAAAUACUUGAUCAAGUUGAAGCAUUAUUUUUCUCUUCACGUAUUAAUUUGUUUCAUCAUUUCUUAUUUAAUGAAUUCAAUUCAAAUAUUUGAUUCUUAUGGUAUAACACUUACAUACCAGUAUGGGAUAGGGUAAAAAUACAAUAAAGCA
Messenger RNA from Aedes aegypti (yellow fever mosquito), 1025 nucleotides. RefSeq names its product NTF2-related export protein. NCBI's taxonomy places the organism in Eukaryota, Metazoa, Arthropoda, Insecta, Diptera, Culicidae. The record is from RefSeq and is a predicted model, not a curated record. The coding region runs from base 485 to 748 and encodes 87 amino acids. The transcript is spliced from 2 exons.